UCUUUCUGAUCUUGCAAUUUACCAGGUACAAUUAGACUGGUCCUGUCCUAAAGAACGGGAUUAAGGACUUUACGCAACAGGACGGGGAGCCGUGGGACGACGGCAAUUGGAGUUAAGCCCCGCCCACUUUCACUCUGCGCAUGCCUGAUUGCUCUUACAGCCGCCGUCCUAACUUUUCUAGAACGUGAAAGUUUGGAGUUUUCCGUCGACUGUGGAGGCGAAGAUGGCUUCUCAAAAAAUUACGAUGAAAUGGAAUGAUGAGAAGGAUAUCAUUAUGUUGAGGAAGAUUAUGGUACGAGACCCAUUUCAAUUUAAAGCGAGGACCCAACAAAGGGGUAAUGUAUGGAAGGAAAUUGCGGCAGAACUUCAAAGGUGCCCUGCAAUGAAUUUCCAAGGAGAUGCUAGAGCAAUUAGGGACCGCUGGAACAUUUUAAAAUAUAAAGGUCUUAAAAACAAAAUAAGGAAAAAAAGGCUUAGUAGUGGAGUAAGUCCAGAGCACACAGAAGGAGUUAAGUUGAUUGAAGACUUAAUUAAUAAGGAAAGAGAUGUGGAAGCCACCAAAGAGGAAAAGGAAGAAGCCAAGAAGGUUAGUGAUGGAAAUGAAAUGAGGAAAUGGAGUCUCGAAACCUUUAGAGAAACAAAAAAAAGGGUAGAUAAAACUGGUGGAGAAGGAAGUAGAAAAAAGUGGAGGGGAAACCAUAACAUAUUUAAAAGAGAGAGCAGAGAAGGAGAUUGAGUACAGAAGAGAAGAAAUGGAAGAAAAGAGUAAAGAAAUGAAACAACAACACAUAGCUGAUUUGUUGCAACAGCAGAUGGAACUGUCUAGGCAACAAAUGCAUCAGCAGAAUGAGCAGAUGAUGUUUAUGUUAAUGGAAUGUAUUAAAAAAUAAUUCUUUAAUAACCAAGUCAUUAUAGUUCAAACAACUUUAUUGUAUGUGAUUGUUACUCAACAAAUUUAAAAUAGUUAAUAUAUAAUACUCGCGUAUAAGGCGUCUCCCGAGUUUGAGAAUGUUUUUUGGAAGAUUUGUGUAUGUCGGAUAUGUAAGACACCCCCAUUUUAACAAAUACUUGUUGCUGUUCUAUAAGGUCUUGAUAAUGCAUAUAGAUAGCAAAACACAGAUCCAAAUGUAGGCCAAUUAUUUUUUUUAACUUCAUUUUAUUUAUAUAUAUAUAUAUAUAGUCGAGUUUAUUGUUUGAGACUUUUUUUUUAUUCCUUGUUUUGCGAACUUAUCAUUUAAAACAUCAUCAGAGAAGGGCGGAAUAAAAAUAAUAUUUUGUUUUCUUACUCAGCAUAUCUGUUUCUUAAAUUUCAAAUUGUUGUGGUGGUGGGUGCGCUAAUUGGCCAAUAAUAAUAUUUUAUUUUUAUUACAAAUCAUCAAUAUUUGCAGAUAGCAGAUUCG
Messenger RNA from Anneissia japonica, 1400 nucleotides. RefSeq lists its product as uncharacterized. The coding region runs from base 224 to 736 and encodes 170 amino acids. The record is from RefSeq and is a predicted model, not a curated record. The transcript has 3 exons. NCBI's taxonomy places the organism in Eukaryota, Metazoa, Echinodermata, Crinoidea, Comatulida, Comatulidae.